Messenger RNA from Fonsecaea multimorphosa CBS 102226, 711 nucleotides. RefSeq lists its product as uncharacterized. Gene Ontology annotation, molecular function: hydrolase activity, acting on halide bonds, in C-halide compounds. The transcript has 2 exons. The record is from RefSeq and is a predicted model, not a curated record. The coding region runs from base 1 to 711 and encodes 236 amino acids. Lineage: Eukaryota; Fungi; Ascomycota; Eurotiomycetes; Chaetothyriales; Herpotrichiellaceae.
AUGAGCAACAUCGUAGUAGCGUUCGAUCUCUACGGCACGCUCCUGUCGACCGAGAGCAUCGCCAAAGAAUUGGCUUCACACUUUGGACAGGAGAAAGCCGCCUCCAUCGCUGCGGUAUGGAGGAAGUAUCAACUGGAAUAUACGUGGAGGUUGAACAGCAUGAAACAAUAUCAGGAUUUCUCAGACGUGACUCGGAAAUCUCUCCGGCAUGCCCUGGCUGAGCACGGGUUGCGCCUUGACAGUGCACAGAGUGACAAGCUUAUGGAAGCAUACGACUCCCUGUCGACUUUUCCAGACGUCAACCCAGCAUUGAAACGCUUGGAGAAUAACCCAAACAUCAAAUGCGUUGUAUUCUCCAACGGGACCAAGGCCAUGGUCUCCAGCUCCGUCAACAAGUCUAACGAUCUCAAUUCUUCAGUCUUCAAGGACCUUGUGACUGUGGAUGCAAUCAGGGUAUUCAAACCCGCCCCCGAGGUUUAUAACUACCUGGCGCAGCAGGUCAACAAAGUGGGCGAAGAAGAUAAGUUGUGGCUGGUCUCAGGAAACCCUUUUGAUGUUGUGGGUGCUCGCUCUGUUGGGAUGCAGGCUGCAUGGGUUGAUCGUCCAGGAAAUGGAUGGCAGGACAGUCUUGCUCUUGGCCCUACAGUAGUGGUGAGAAGUCUGGAGGAGGUCGCAGAUGUUGUCGAGAAGCAUGCCGCUGGCUCCAAAUAG